Messenger RNA from Arthroderma uncinatum, 939 nucleotides. RefSeq names its product enoyl-CoA hydratase/isomerase. Bases 1 to 939 code for a protein of 312 amino acids. The transcript is spliced from 2 exons. The record is from RefSeq and is a predicted model, not a curated record. Lineage: Eukaryota; Fungi; Ascomycota; Eurotiomycetes; Onygenales; Arthrodermataceae.
AUGCCUCCAUCCCUUCCAGAUUCUUACGCUGCCCUGCCGACGGCGCAUAUCAAGCUCUCCCAUGUCCCAGCUUCGUCCCCGACGCCUACACCGGUCCUGCUCCUCACCUUAAACAGGCCUGAGAAGCUCAAUGCCUACACUGAGCAAAUGUCCAGGGAGAUGGCCGAGGUGUUCGGCAUGGUGGAUAUUGAUGAUCGUGUGAAGGUUGUCGUGCUCACAGGCUCAGGGACCAAGGCGUUUUGCGCCGGUGCAGACCUAGAUAUUGGAUUCAAGGGAAUGGGAAAAGGCGGGGCUGCGGAGAGGGACAAGGAUCACAGGGACGGUGGUGGUAGGAUAACCCUGGCGAUACACAAUUGCCGAAAACCGACUAUAGCGGCAAUUAAUGGAUCUGCUGUUGGUAUUGGGAUCACCAUGACCCUCCCAGCUACUAUCCGUCUGGCGACCGCGAAGGCCAAAAUCGGAUUUGUAUUUUCCCGCCGUGGUCUUAUAAUGGAAGCCGUAUCGUCCUUCUUCCUACCAAGACUCAUUGGGCACUCGCGUGCGCUGCACGUCACUACUACUGGCAACACAUACCCUGCAGACCAUCCGCUGCUGAAAGAAUUAUUUUCAGAGAUUCUGCCCACGCCCGAAGCGACGGUGGCUCGCGCUCUUGAGCUUGCCGACGACAUUGCGCGAAAUACCUCGACGCUAUCAACCUCGCUGAUGAGAGAUCUCAUGUAUCGUGGCCCAGACAGCGCGGAGGCAACUCAUCUACUUGAUUCGUCGCUUAUAUACCCGCUCUUCGGCAGCAGAGAUAACGAGGAAGGGGUUAAAAGCUUCCUCCAGAAGAGGAGCGCAGAGUUCAAAGGCUCAUUUAAUAACCCGGCGGAUAUCCCUGCCGUGUAUCCCUGGUGGAAUCAGGUUGAUGUGUCUCCUCCCAAGACCAACUCGAAACUGUAA